AUGGCUUCAGUAACAGAUGCCAGAUACAGGCAGAAAGAUACUUCAGAUCAAAAUUUUGAUUACAUGUUCAAACUCCUGAUCAUUGGCAACAGCAGCGUGGGCAAAACAUCCUUCCUCUUCAGAUACGCGGAUGACACGUUCACACCAGCCUUUGUCAGCACCGUAGGAAUUGACUUCAAAGUGAAAACAGUUUAUAGGAAUGACAAGCGGGUGAAACUGCAGAUUUGGGAUACAGCUGGACAAGAAAGGUACAGGACCAUCACUACAGCCUACUACCGAGGAGCCAUGGGCUUCAUCCUCAUGUAUGAUAUCACCAGUGAAGACUCCUUCAAUGCAGUGCAGGACUGGGCCACACAAAUCAAGACUUACUCCUGGGACAAUGCGCAAGUGAUCCUGGUUGGAAACAAGUGUGACAUGGAGGAUGAGAGAAUUGUUCCUGUGGAGAAGGGAAAACAUCUGGCGGAUCAGCUAGGUUUUGACUAUUUUGAAGCAAGUGCCAAAGAAAACAUCAACGUAAGGCAGGUGUUUGAGCGUCUGGUGGAUAUAAUCUGUGAAAAGAUGUCGGAGAGUAUAGAAUCAGACCCUUCCAGGGGCACUUCUGGAAGGAGCAUGCGACUCACAGACAACCCACCCCCUUCGCAGCAGAACUGCUCGUGCUAGUGACCUUUCUCGCUGAGAAAUGUCGUUCUCCUUUCCUGACUAAAUUUAAUCUUUUCAUUUGUGGUGGUGCAUUAUCCUGUAGUCCAAAGGCAGAAGUCUCUGUUGUAGGAAACCGGUAUGUUUGUUUAAUGUGCUAAAGUGUUAAUAUUGUAUAUUUCCUCAUCCAAUAAUUUAAAAAAAAAAAAAGACUAAAUAUUGUAAGUGCACCGAGUGAUAAUGUGAGUUGCACUGAAGAAAAAGAAUUGUAUAGUGUUGCAAAUGU
Messenger RNA from Eurypyga helias (sunbittern), 922 nucleotides. RefSeq names its product ras-related protein Rab-3B-like. Gene Ontology annotation, cellular component: plasma membrane; synaptic vesicle; endosome. The transcript is spliced from 4 exons. NCBI's taxonomy places the organism in Eukaryota, Metazoa, Chordata, Aves, Eurypygiformes, Eurypygidae. Gene Ontology annotation, biological process: regulation of exocytosis; protein secretion; protein localization to plasma membrane. Gene Ontology annotation, molecular function: GTP binding; GTPase activity. The record is from RefSeq and is a predicted model, not a curated record. The coding region runs from base 1 to 660 and encodes 219 amino acids.